Molecule: messenger RNA, 1017 nt
Organism: Colletotrichum graminicola M1.001
Lineage: Eukaryota; Fungi; Ascomycota; Sordariomycetes; Glomerellales; Glomerellaceae
Product: histidine acid phosphatase
Exons: 3
Coding region: 1-1017 (338 amino acids)
Molecular function (GO): acid phosphatase activity
Source: RefSeq, a predicted model, not a curated record
AUGGCUUUUGCUACCCUACUCUUGUUAGCCUUGGCCGCCUUCAGUUUUGUCUGCGGCCAGGCACCACACAGCCGUCCUCAGAACAUCCAGCAGCUCUGGGGCCCUUAUUCACCUUUCUUUUCAGAGCCAGAAUCAUCUGAAAUCAGCGCUGCAGUACCUCCCGGUUGCGAAAUUACUUUUGCCCAGGUCCUGUCGCGGCACGGCGCUCGAGAUCCUAUUAGAGUCAUGGCGGAGAAAUUUACGGAACUCGUUCACCGCAUACACACAAGCGUCACUAGUUACGGCAGAGGCUACGAGUUUAUCAAGACCUAUAAGUACACCUUAGGCACUGAACAACUCACACCUCUCGGUGAGAGGGAGCUUAUCGAAUCGGGUAAAGCGUUCCAUAAACGCUACCAAGCGCUUGCUGCUAUGAACAAACCCUUCAUUCGAGCUGCUGGCCAGGAGCGUGUAAUUGAGUCUGGCCACAAUUGGAUACAAGGUUUCUAUGGCUCUAUCACCGACGGCCAUAAGAAGGACAUGCUUAUUAUCCCUGAAGCCCACGGUGUUAAUAACACGCUAAAGCACGGCCUCUGCACUGCCUUUGAGCAUGACAUACACUCUAGCUUAGGCAAAGCGGCGCGGGUUGAAUGGCGUAAUAUCUUUACACGUCCAAUUAUGGACCGCCUAAACCAUAACCUACCUGGCGCACGUCUAACAGCUGCAGACGUCCUUACCUUUAUGGAGCUAUGCCCCUUUAAUACAGUUGUGAACGGAGAAAUGUCACAGUUCUGUAACCUCUUUACGCUAGAGGAGUUUCUGGACUUUGAAUACUACCAGACACUGGAUAAAUAUUACCGCUUUCACGAAGGGAACCCGCUUGGGCCGACGCAGGGUUAUCUAUGGCGCACUAGGCCUAUACAGCAGGACACCAAGGCUAUCUACAACACAGCGGAUGUCUGUGUCAGAGACCAGGGGGUUUUCGAGCAGACUGGUGCCUUUCGCGGCGCGCAUGUACGUAGAGAAGAUGAAGUGUAA